This is a messenger RNA of Blastocystis hominis, 1503 nucleotides long. RefSeq lists its product as hypothetical. The record is from RefSeq and is a predicted model, not a curated record. Bases 1 to 1503 code for a protein of 500 amino acids. NCBI's taxonomy places the organism in Eukaryota, Bigyra, Opalinata, Blastocystidae. The transcript has a single exon.
AUGGUCGGGCCGUUCGAUGAAACGCGUAGCGUCGCGCCGCAUCCCGUGGAACAGAGCAGUUCCACCUAUCUCACCAUGUUGCUCCAGCAGUUUCACACUCUCUGGGACCUCGGUUUCUACUUUUCGUCCAAUGAGUCGAUCCUGAUCGACGAAAUUCCCGUGUUUUACGACGUUUCUCGGAUCGUCUCGGUUUCUGGAAUGACGGAAAUCGACCAGAAUUCCGCCGUCGCCGCCAUCCAGCAGCUUUUCCCGCCUUCCGUCGCCGUUUUGAACCAGACUUUCCGCCUUCCCCGCUUCUUCCACGUCCAGCCCUUCGCGGGAGUUUCAUGGCAGAUCUUCGCCGGCGUGCCGCCCCUCGAUCCCGCGGUUUUGACAUGCGAAACGCUCGGGAUCGACGAGCUGCUCGGCGAGUUUUCCUUCACCGAAAUGCCGAAAACCGCGGGAAUGGAGAAGGAUCCCCGCGAAACUCCCGCGGCGGUGGGCGUUUCGGCGGGCGUGGAACCGGAUCUCCGUCCUGAAACGCCCUCCGAUGAGGGCGUUUCACCGAGAAUGCGGGAAGAAUUGCGCGUUGAAACGGCCGUCGAACCGAACGAAUUCGAUGGGGAGUUUCACUCGGAAAUUCCCGCCAAAGACGAAGAAAAAGAAUUCGAAACCGAAUUCGAAUUCGAAAUCGAAAAUCCGCACGAAAUCAACACAAAAUCCACCACCGAAACCGUGGAAACCGUGGAAACCAUCGACACCCACUCCGAAUCCGCGGUUCUUCUCUCCCCCAAGGACGAACCGCCCAAUGAAACCGCCUUCUCCGAAACCGGCUUCUCGAAGGAGUUUCAUUCCGUCCCCAGCCCGGGCGUUUCAUUGGAGCCGGAUUUCGAAUCGGUGGGAUCCCACUCUCCGUUUUCCAGCCAAGUGAACGCGCUGUUCCAGCAGGAUUUCCGCGCGUCUUCGGUUCCCCGCGGUUAUUCUUCUCCGUGGCGGCGGUCGCAGGACACGUUCGACGCGCUGUACGGUUCGGAAGAACCGCGGGGCUGGGAGGACGCGGAGGAAAUGGAGGAGGAGCGUCGGAGCGUGUCGCUGCGGUCGCUGCUGAGCGAGGUUCCGGGGAAGGAGGGAACGCUGCGGCGGCGCGGGCGGCUGCUGUACCACGGGGACGAGGACGAGGACGUGCGGAACGCGGUGUGCAUGGAGGCGGUGGCGGCGGCGGUGAGGCAGAUCGUGGGGCUGUUGGGAAAGGAAGGGAAGGAGGAGGCCGCGGGGGAGCUGCGAGAGAGCAUGAUGGGGAUGGGGAAGCAGGGAGAGAAGAGCACGGUGAUGGAGAUGAUUCCUGAGGAGAGCGCGGGAGGAGAAGCUGGCGGAGAAGAGGAGGGAGGAUUGUGGAAUACGGGGUGUGGAAAGGAUUCGUUGGGUGUUUGUUGGAGAAAUGAGACUUUUGGGAGAGUGUGGGGGGAGGAGGAAGAGGAAGAAAAAAAGCAUGGAGCGGAAGAGGCAGAGUGGUACAUACCAUAA